Fraxinus pennsylvanica is the source of this 1860-nucleotide messenger RNA. NCBI's taxonomy places the organism in Eukaryota, Viridiplantae, Streptophyta, Magnoliopsida, Lamiales, Oleaceae. The record is from the annotation of a GenBank genome assembly.
AUGGCGUCAUCUUCACUAAUCUAUGAAACCGAACCAUGGAAGGAUUUGAGGGCACAUGUUGCGGACAUUAAGAAGAUCCAUUUGCGUGACUUGAUGUCUGACACCGAGCGAUGCAAGUCUAUGAUGGUCGAAUUUGAUGGGAUUUUGUUGGACUAUUCAAGGCAACGUGCCAAUCUUGACACCUUGAAUAAGCUCCACAGUUUAGCAGAGGGAGCUCAUCUCAAAGAAAAGAUUAACCGGAUGUUCAAUGGAGAACGAAUAAAUAUUACAGAAAACAGGUCUGUCCUUCACAUUGCACUCCGUGCUCCACGGGAUUCAGUUAUAAAUAGUGAUGGGAAAAAUGUGGUCCCAGAUGUUUGGCAAGUCCUAGAUAAGAUCCGAGAUUUUUCUGAGAGGGUUCGCAGUGGUGCCUGGGUUGGAGCCACUGGAAAAGUGUUGAAAGAUGUAAUUGCUAUAGGAAUUGGUGGCAGUUUCUUAGGACCUCUGUUUGUGCAUACGGCUCUUCAAUCAGAUCCAGAAGCUAUUGAAUUUGCACGUGGUCGUCAACUGCGUUUCCUUGCAAAUGUCGACCCAAUAGAUGUUGCAAGAAAUAUUGCAGGCUUGAAUCCUGAAACCACUCUAGUUGUUGUGGUUUCAAAAACUUUCACUACAGCUGAGACCAUGUUAAAUGCUAGGACACUGAGGGAAUGGAUAUCAGCUGCCUUGGGCCUUGCAAAUGUCGACCCAAUAGAUGUUGCAAGAAAUAUUGCAGGCUUGAAUCCUGAAACCACUCUAGUUGUUGUGGUUUCAAAAACUUUCACUACAGCUGAGACCAUGUUAAAUGCUAGGACACUGAGGGAAUGGAUAUCAGCUGCCUUGGGGCCUCAAGCGGUGGCAAAGCAUAUGGUUGCUGUCAGUACUAAUCUCACGCUUGUGGAGAAGUUUGGCAUUGAUCCAAAUAAUGCUUUUGCAUUCUGGGACUGGGUGGGAGGCCGCUAUAGUGUUUGCAGUGCUGUUGGAGUACUGCCUCUUUCUCUGCAAUAUGGGUUUUCGGUCGUGGAGAAGUUCCUAAAGGGCGCUUCAAGUAUUGAUCAACAUUUCUAUUCAGCACCUUUUGAGAAGAAUUUACCAGUGCUAUUAGGUUUGUUGAGUGUUUGGAACGUAUCGUUCCUCGGAUAUCCUGCAAGAGCCAUUUUACCUUAUUCUCAAGCACUGGAGAAAUUUGCACCCCAUAUUCAGCAGGUUAGUAUGGAGAGUAAUGGAAAAGGGGUAUCAAUCGAUGGCGUGCCUCUUCCCUAUGAGACAGGGGAAAUUGAUUUUGGUGAACCAGGAACAAAUGGUCAACACAGCUUUUACCAAUUAAUUCACCAGGGACGUGUCAUACCUUGUGAUUUUAUUGGUGUGGUUAAGAGUCAGCAACCGGUUUACCUGAAGGGUGAAAUGGUUAGUAACCAUGAUGAACUAAUGUCGAACUUCUUUGCACAGCCAGAUGCCCUCGCUUAUGGGAAGACUGCAGAACAGCUGCUAAAAGAAAAUGUUCCUCAGCCUCUUAUUCCACAUAAGACUUUCUCUGGAAAUCGACCUUCUCUCAGCCUUCUACUGCCUACGUUGAAUGCUUACAACAUUGGACAGUUACUGGCAAUUUAUGAACACAGAAUUGCUGUGGAAGGCUUUUUAUGGGGUAUCAAUUCUUUUGAUCAGUGGGGAGUGGAAUUGGGGAAGUCACUGGCUACUCAAGUUAGAAAGCAACUUCAUGCAUCUCGUAAGAAAGGUGAACCAAUUGAAGGCUUCAAUUUCAGUACUACAACAACGUUAAAAAGAUAUCUAGAGGAAAGUGCUGAUGUCCCCAAGGAAGAUUGCACUAUUCUACCAAAGAUAUAA